Molecule: messenger RNA, 2391 nt
Organism: Aegilops tauschii subsp. strangulata
Lineage: Eukaryota; Viridiplantae; Streptophyta; Magnoliopsida; Poales; Poaceae
Product: tubby-like F-box protein 7
Molecular function (GO): protein binding
Source: RefSeq, a predicted model, not a curated record
CCGUCUCCUUAAAUCCGAUCCGCGGAUCACCACCACCACCACCAUUACCGCGCCUCCCUCCCUCCCUCGCCCCGCUCUCCCCUGCCUUUCUUGCGUGCCCACCCACCCGCCUCACUCCCAACCACCACUCAAGGUCGGCACUGCCGCUGCGACUUCUUGGCGAGCGCUCGGAUCAGGUUUCACUGCGCGAAGAAGCCGCCGGAUCUUCUCCGAAGGUUGGCCGAGAUCCCGAGUGCAAAUCUGAACCCCGUGCGUCUCCGAGUCUCGGGGGAUUCCAUGCGAGAUUUUGAUUUUGGGGAUCUUUCUUGUUGGAUAACAGUUCAGCGGCCGUCCGAUCUGCGCUCUCUACACCAGUGAUUGCACUUUUUGCUGUUGUACCCUGCUGCGGUUGGUUACUCAGGGUUUGCAUCAAGUCCAAAGAUGACUUUGCGCAGCAUAGUUCGCGAUUUAAGGGAGAGCUUUGGAAACCUGUCAAGGCGGAAUUUCGAGGCGAAAAUCUCAAGCGUCCCAAGCCUUUCGGGCCAUCACAGAGGGAAAUCGCUUGAAUCUGCAAGUGAUCUGCAGGAUAGUCUUGUCACAAACCUGCAAGGCAAUUGGGCUAGCCUUCCUCCUGAAUUACUUCGGGAUGUGAUGAAAAGGCUGGAGGAAGACGACAGCAAUUGGCCAUCCCGCAAGGAUGUUGUUGCUUGCGCUUCUGUCUGUACAACUUGGAGAGAGAUGUGCAAGGAUAUAGUGAGGAACCCAGAAUUCUGUGGAAAGCUCACCUUUCCUGUGUCCCUUAAGCAGCCCGGAUCUCGAGAUGGAUUGAUCCAAUGUUUCAUCAAAAGGGACAAGUCAAAGCUAACUUAUCGUCUCUACCUGUCCCUUACUUCUGCUGUGCUUGAUGACAAUGGCAAGUUCCUACUGUCAGCUAAAAGGAGUCGGAGAACAACUUACACCGACUAUGCCAUUUCUAUGGAUCCUAAAAAUAUAUCCCGGUCAAGUAGUGGCUACAUCGGGAAAUUGAGGUCAAAUUUCCUCGGCACCAAAUUCAUCAUCUACGACACGCAGCCGCCCUACAAUGCCAGUAAACUCUGCCCGCAGGAACGGACCAGCCGGCGGUUCUCCUCCAGGAAAGUCUCCCCAAAAGUUCCAGCUGCAACUGGCAGCUACCCGAUCGCUCAGGUGAACUAUGAGCUGAACGUGCUCGGCACCCGCGGGCCAAGGCGGAUGCAGUGCACCAUGAACUCCAUCCCGACAUCGGCGGUAGACCCCGACGGCGUUGUGCCUGGCCAACCCAAGGAGCUCCUCCCCCGGCUAUUCGAGGAAUCCUUCCGCACCACCGCAAGUUCCAGGUACUCCACAGACUUCAGCAGCUGCCGCUUCUCCGAGUUUGGGGGAGGGCCUCUGAGAGAAGAAGGCGGCGACGAAAAUGCGGGAGACAAGGAGAGCCCGCUGGUUCUCAAGAACAAGUCGCCCAGGUGGCACGAGCAGCUGCAGUGCUGGUGCCUCAACUUCCGGGGGCGCGUCACCGUGGCCUCGGUCAAGAACUUCCAGCUGAUCGCCGCCCCUGCCCCGCCACCGCCAGCCUCCGGAGGAGAGGCGGCUCCCGAGCCGUCUUCACAGACGCAACCGCCCCAGCAGCAGCCUACCUCUGCUGCCGCACAGCCGCAGCCUGCUGGCAGUUCCUUGUCGGCGUCCUCGUCCUCGAGCCACCAUGACACGGUGCUGCUGCAGUUCGGCAAGGUGUCCAAGGACACCUUCACCAUGGACUACCGGUACCCGCUGUCGGCCUUCCAGGCCUUCGCCAUCUGCCUGACCAGCUUCGACACCAAGCUGGCGUGUGAGUAAAUAAACAGAUUCUCAGUACAACAUCAGCCGUCAUUGAGUACCGUCUCUCCGUCGAGAUUCCGCGCCCGGGCCUGGGAACGGAAAUGAAGGGAACGAACGAAUGCAUCAAGUGCAUGAGCAAAAUUCUCUGCAAAUUGUUGGUUCAGUUUCAGUCCCCCCAGUGUGCUGGUUAAAGCUGUUAUCAAUUGGGUAAAGCUGGUAUCAAUAGGUAGGGGAGAUGAUGUGCUUGUUAAAGCUGUUGAUAGGGUUAGGGGCUGAAGGUGUCUGUGGUUCAGGGACAGGCUUCCACUAAGGAUGUGAUUGAUUGCUACCUAUGCCUGUAUGAUGCUGCCUCUGCCUGGGACUGGUAUGAAAUGUGAAGAGAUGUCGAGUUACAAGGUAGUACUAGUGAUGUUGUGGUCUUGCAAGGUUGAGUUGUCCUGGUCUCUCAGUCUCGGGCAUUGUAAUUGUACCUGUGGGUGCCCAGACAGCAACAUGUAGUGGAAGUUACUGCUGAAUGCUGGACUGAUGUGACCAUGGAUGUAUGAAAUCUUGAUUAGUCAGUUGAUUUGCUUGCUUGCA